Messenger RNA from Sesamum indicum (sesame), 646 nucleotides. Its product is annotated as transcription factor bHLH162-like. Gene Ontology annotation, biological process: regulation of transcription by RNA polymerase II. Lineage: Eukaryota; Viridiplantae; Streptophyta; Magnoliopsida; Lamiales; Pedaliaceae. The record is from RefSeq and is a predicted model, not a curated record. Gene Ontology annotation, molecular function: DNA-binding transcription factor activity, RNA polymerase II-specific; RNA polymerase II transcription regulatory region sequence-specific DNA binding; protein dimerization activity. Gene Ontology annotation, cellular component: RNA polymerase II transcription regulator complex.
AGAGAGAUGAAGAACGAAAGUGGGACGAGUAGUAGUGCAGGGAGUAAGGUUGAGAGAAAGAUUAUUGAGAAAAACAGAAGAAUUCAGAUGAAAGAUCUUUGCCUGAAGCUGGUUUCCCUCAUCCCUCCUCAGCAUUCCAGACCAGCUGAAAAGGAGAAUUUGACGCAGCAAGAUCAACUAGAACAAGCUGCUUCUUACAUCCAACAACUAAGUGCAAGAGUAGAGGAGAUGAGGAGAAGGAAGGCACAAGCACUGGCUGCAGCAGCAGCUGCAGCUAAUGCUAGUACCAAGAGAGGCCCUCCUAGUACAAGUAGAUUAGUAUCACCAGUUCUGAAAUUCAGGGUUUUCGGACAGAGCUUGGAAGUUGUUUUGAUCAGUGGACUUACGAGAAAUUUCAGUCUGCAUAAAGUCGUUAGCAUACUUGAAGACGAAGGAGCUGAAGUCAACACCGUCAACUUGUCGACUAUUGGCGACAAGGUUUUCCAUACCAUCCAUGCUCAGGUAAAAGUUUCCCGAGUUGGUAUGGAUACCUCAAGGAUGUCUGAAAGGUUGCACGAAUUGAUUUCCUAAAGAUAUCAGUAUUUAUUCCUAUUGGUAUACAUAUAUAUUUAUAUAUAUAUAUAUAUAUAUAUUACUGAAAUAAAUG